Messenger RNA from Oncorhynchus mykiss (rainbow trout), 2527 nucleotides. It is a transcript of the gene nt5c2l1, whose product is annotated as 5'-nucleotidase, cytosolic II, like 1. The record is from RefSeq and is a predicted model, not a curated record. Gene Ontology annotation, molecular function: 5'-nucleotidase activity. NCBI's taxonomy places the organism in Eukaryota, Metazoa, Chordata, Actinopteri, Salmoniformes, Salmonidae.
CCGCACCCACUUUUAACUACCGAACCACGAAGUUUAAAGCAAGGGAGUGGCUGUUUACUGACGUGUAGUGAAACCCUUUACGCACAGUUCUGCGUAUUUUGGAGCUUUAAAAGCCUCUCCAAUUAGUAAGCUUCUAGUGAGAUGACAGCUAGGACUUAGGCUACCCAUGUCAGAUCUCACUAUCCCCCUAUCUAGAGAGGCUUUUACAGAGACGACUAUGGAGGAUCCGACUCGGAUUGUGACAGAUCAACCUACUAAAUCUGAUACAGACCCGAGCAUUUCACCCGAUGUGCCCUUGGUGAAGAACAUGGAAUGUCAGCACAAGGUGUUUGUCAAUAGGAGUGUACCAUUGGAGAACAUCAAAUGCUAUGGCUUUGACAUGGACUACACUCUGGCAGAGUACAAGUCUCCUGACUACGAGGACCUGGGCUUUGAGCUGCUCAGAGACAGGCUGGUGUCUAUAGGCUAUCCCCAUGAGCUACUGCAUUACACCUACGACCCUACCUUCCCCACACGCGGCCUGGUGUUUGACACAAUGUAUGGGAACUUGCUGAAGGUGGACUCCAAUGGAAACAUUCUGCUGUGCAGUCAUGGUUUCACCUUUCUAAAAAGGGACAAGAUCCAAGACUACUACCCCAACAACUUCAUUCAGAGAGGCAACACUGACCGCUUCUAUAUCCUCAAUACUCUCUUCAACCUUUCAGAGACGUAUCUGGAUGGUUGCCUUGUGGACCUCUUCACCAGAUGCAGCAGAUACGAAAACUGCCAGAAAGGCUUCAAACAUGGUGACUUGUUCAUGUCCUUCAGAAGCAUGUUCCAGGAUGUUCGAGAUGCAAUGGACUAUGUUCAUGAUACGGGCAGUCUGAAGGAAAGCACUCUGAGGAAUUUGGAUAAAUAUGUCGUCAGAGACCUAAACUUGCCUGUUCUCCUGACUCGUAUUAAGGAGGUGGCCAAAGUGUUCCUGGCGACCAACAGUGAUUACAACUACACAGAGGCUAUCAUGAAAUACUUGCUUGAAACUCCACCAGGUGCCAAGUACCCCAAAAAACCGUGGCGCGCCUUCUUUGACCUUGUCGUCGUGGAUACCAGGAAGCCACUGUUCUUUGCCGAGGGAACUGUGCUGAGACAAGUGGACACGAACACAGGGAAGCUCCGUAUUGGAACAUACACUGGAGACCUUCAGCAUGGAACUGUCUACUCUGGCGGCUCCUCAGACAUUGUAUGUGAACUGCUGGAUGUGAAGGGGAAGGACAUUCUCUAUGUGGGUGACCACAUCUUUGGGGACAUCCUAAAGUCUAAGAAGAGGCAAGGUUGGAAGACCUUCCUGGUGGUGCCUGAGCUGGCCAAAGAGCUGCAGGUGUGGACAGAGAAGAACCAUCUUUUUGAAGAGCUGAAGCAUCUUGAUAUAUUUUUAGCUGAGUUGUACAAGCACCUGGACAGUAGCUGUAGAGAGUGCCCAGACAUCACUGCCAUUCAGACCCGGAUGAAGGUGGUGACCUAUAGGAUGGAUCUGUCCUAUGGGCAGAUGGGCAGCCUGCUGCGGAGUGGCUCCAGACAGACUCUGUUUGCCAGCCAACUCAUGCGUUACGCAGACCUGUACUCUUCCACCUGCAUCAACCUGCUCCACUACCCCUUCAGUUACCUGUUCAGAGCCCCACCUGUCCUGAUGCCCCAUGAGUCCUCGGGGGAUAAUCACCCCCUUGACUUCCCUUCACCUGAGUUCUCUGUUCUGGAUCAAAUCCAGAAGAUAGCCGAAGCCAAGGUUUGACACUCAUACCUACACAGAGGGCGAGUGAGGAUAACACAGCGGAACUGAAAGACACGUGAGGAUGUAUUUGACAAAACAAUUAUUCCGUUUUGACAGGACUGUUCCUCCAGAUCAAAAAAAAAGUGUGUUUUUUGGACUGGCAAUUUCUUUGGCACAAUAUGACAAAUAUAGCGCCACCUGCUGGAAUAGUUUUAUAACUCGUUUUUCAUCAAUCACCCCUGCAUUUUCCCCAUGUGAUCAGUUUGCCAAGGGUUAGGGAAAAGACCAUUUGGAUAGACACUGAUUCUAGGUUCAUGUAUAUAAGUGAAUAUUUGUCUUAAUAAUAUAUGUAUUUUGUAUGUAUCUAUUUAGCUACAGUACUUUUACACGUCCUAUAUGCAAUACUGAUUUUGUUCCCUGUGCAAAUGUAUAUUAACUUCAGUGAGCAUGUAAACUGAAACAUGUUCAGUGACCAUUUAUGAAAUGCUACUCGUUUGUGGUGAAUUAUUAUGCAGGUUGGCUCAUCAGCCUAUGUUCAAUAAGGAUGUAGCUAGCUCCUUUGUGGUGGAUAUGCUUGUUUGGUGGUUAUUACAAGUCCAAGGUUAGAUGGAUUUAUGACAAUUAUUACAUACAGUAUAACAAAUAUUUACUUCUCUUGUUGGCUACUCGUCACAGCAUACCCUAUUUUAUUUUUAGAAUCCUAACCUAGUCUAUGGGGACCAUGUAAUUAGCUGUUUGUCCUAAACAUUCAUAGAUCAAAUAAAAUUAAGGAGUCCAAAA